AUGGAGGCGCGCGGUGAUGGCGCUAAGGCGAGGGAGGAAAAGGAACCGGCGGUUGUGGUGGCCGCCGCUGCCUUUUCCGACGGGGAAGAAAGCGACGAGGCCCCAGAGGAGGUGACUUUCGAGAGGGCGCGGGAGGCCGCUGCGGAGGAGCGCCGGCUGGCGGGGGAGCGCGCCCGCAGAGAAAAGGCCUUAUUGAAAGAAAAGAGACGACACAGAGAAGAACUAUUUAAGGAACAAAAGAAAAGAAAGCUGCUUCCUGAAAACGUCUUGGAGGAAUUAGCAUCCACACCCAAAAGCACAAAUCAGACAUCUGAUGAGCAAGAUCAGAAUGUUGAAGAUGAAGUUGAAAAUCAAGAAGAUUCAGAAAAAGACUCAAAAGAAGAAAGUUUGGCGGCAAGAUGCCCCCCAAAUUAUAUGGCUGUACGGUUAAAAGACCAGGAGCUAACCAAUCAACAGCAACAGGAAGCCAAAGACUUUAUACAAAGACAGCUUUAUGGAGCAAGCUGCAAUCGAACUACUGCAAAUCAAUAUUUUUCUGUUGAAAGCAAGAAGAAACCAGUUAAAAAAGCUGCGAUCCAGUUUGUGAAUAAAUCUUGGGGUAAAGUAAAAAAAGAAAAAGCUACUCGGUUUACAAAACAUUGGGUAUCUUCAAAAAUAAUUCCCUGAAAUAUUUUGCUGUUGCUUAUGUACAAUAUCACUGCAAAAUGUCUUGUAUUUGAAUUAUAUAAUGUCCUUGCUAUUGUUUUAUAUAUUGUUAACAUUUUUAUGAUUUCUGUUUUCAUUUAAGGAGAAUUAAAAAGGAUAACCUAAAUUAGGAUCUUGCAAUGUAUGAUCCAACUAAAAGUAAUUUUAUCUGGGUCUUUUGAACUCAAGUUACACUUUUGAUUGAAUGAGAGAUUGGUUUCUUAAAUAUUUUUGAUACUCUUUUUCCUAAAGCACUUUUUAACAUUGCCUCUCCUACAUUCGUAAAUUGACUUACUAAUGUACCCAGGGCAUCUUUUUGGAAGUACAUUUCAGUUGUAAAAAGAAGAUAUAUCUUGAAAUAAUGUGUAUAUAGGUUUGCAAAUAUGGGAAAUAUUACACAAAACAUUGAAUCUAGUUUUCCUGAAAAUAAUUCCCAUGGAAUUGGUAAAUGUUCCAACAAGUAGGCUUUCUAGGUGCCUAUGGGAACCAGAAGCAAGAUGUGAGUCAGUAGGAAUUCCUAAUUCAUUAACUGCCUGUCCCUAUGGCUCACUUACUAGGAGGAGAGGCAUAGCCAAAUGGUCCAAUGCAAGAAGUCAGCAGAGAAUACUUACAAUAGGCAAUGGUAUAGUUAUAAUCCAGUCCUGAUUUUUUUUAGGAGUCAACACCAACAGCAAAGCAGGUCCAAAGGAUUUAUAGAACGCUACGCCAGAGCAAAAAUCAGGUUGACAGGGAAUUUAUUUCAUGUUUGGCUCCUUUCCAGUAAAAAAAAA
This is a messenger RNA of Protobothrops mucrosquamatus (brown spotted pit viper), 1454 nucleotides long. It is a transcript of the gene NOL7, whose product is annotated as nucleolar protein 7. Gene Ontology annotation, cellular component: nucleus. The record is from RefSeq and is a predicted model, not a curated record. Bases 1 to 666 code for a protein of 221 amino acids. Gene Ontology annotation, molecular function: RNA binding. NCBI's taxonomy places the organism in Eukaryota, Metazoa, Chordata, Lepidosauria, Squamata, Viperidae. The transcript has 8 exons.